AUGGCCCUCAUCCAAGAGCUUAUGGUGCCAGGCCAGCCGAACGUGGCGGUGCUGCUGCUUGUGGCCGUGGCGGCGUCGGCGCUUUGGCUCGCACUGGCGGCCGCACGGCAGCGCAGCCGGCGCAAAGGCGUGCCACUGCCGCCAGGCCCCAAAGGCGAGCCAAUCCUGGGCCACCUGCGAGUGAUCCCGACGGACAACCCAGAAUACGCAUACGCCAACUGGGCGCGCGAACUCAAGUCGGACGUGCUGCACUUCAACGUGCUAGGCCAGGACAUUGUGGUGCUCAACAGCGUCAAGUCGGCGGUGGACUUGCUGGACCGCCGUGGGGCCAAGUACGCGGACCGGCCGCGCUUUGUCCUCUUCGAGGUCAUGGGCUGGCGCAAGACGCUGACGUUUCUGCGCUGGGGCGAGGCGUUCCGGAUGCACCGCAAGAUCCUACAGCGGUCCUUUUCCAAGACGAACAUCCAGGUCUACCGCGAUCUGCAGACGCGCGAGACCCACGUGGCCAUGCGUGGCGUGCUCCACGCGCCGGCCGACUGGGAGCAGGUGCUGCGUCGCUAUGCCACCGCCAUCGUUCUCGGCAUCGGUUUUGGCAUCACGCUCAAGAGCGACAAGGACCCGUACGUGCAGAUGGCCGUCGACGCCUCGUACGCCCUCGGCCACGGCGGCGCUCCGGCCGGCACGCUCGUCGACUUCUUCCCGCUGUUCAAGAGCUUCCCCAGCUGGCUGCUGCGCGACCGCUCUCUCCAGUUUGCCCGCGACUGGCGCUGGGCCAUCCGGCAGAUCCACGACGCGCCCUUUGCUGCCGUGGCUGGCGAUAUGGAGGGCGGCACCAUGGCCGAGACCAAGACCAAGACCAAGACCGAAAAGACGACCCCCAACAAGGACAGCCUGAUCGCGGCCCUGCUGGCGCAGCGCCAAGCUCAGCUAGAGGCCGGCGUGCUUCCUGCCAACACAGAGCUCUCGGUGGACGACAUCAAGGGCGCAGCCGGCGCUGUCUAUGCGGCUGGCCAGGACACCACCUGGUCGACCCUGGUCGUCUUUGUUCUCAACAUGGUGCUGCAGCCCGAGGUGCAGGCCAAGGCCCAGGGCCUGCUGGAUGCCGUGCUCGUCAGCCCUGACGGCAAGACCCGUCGCCUGCCGACGUUUUCCGAUCGGCCGGCGCUGCGCUACAUCGACCUCAUCGUGCAGGAGACGCUGCGCUGGUGUCCGGUGUCGCCGGUCGGCGUGCCGCACCGCGCCCUCGAGGACGACGUGUAUGACGGCAUGUUCAUCCCCAAGGGCAGUUUCGUCUAUGCCAACGCACGCGCCAUGACCCACGACGAGCGCGUCUACCAGAACCCCGACCGCUUCGAGCCCGAUCGGUUUGCGUCUGUCGAGGAGGGCGGCCGCGGUGAGCCCCUGCCAGUCGGCCAAUUUGGCUUCGGUCGCCGCAUCUGUGUCGGUCAGCACCUCGCCGAGGCCAACGUCUGGAUCGUCGUCGCCACCAUGCUCGCCGCCUUCGACAUUGGCCGUGCCAAAGGCCCCGACGGCCAGGACAUCAUCCCCGUCGUCAAGGUCACCAACGGCCUUACCAGCCACCCAAACUCGUUCCCCUGCACCAUCACGCCGCGCUCCGACACUUGGGCCCAGGUGGUCGAGACCGCCGCACAGCAGGCGUUGUAG
Grosmannia clavigera kw1407 is the source of this 1665-nucleotide messenger RNA. Its product is annotated as cytochrome p450 monooxygenase. The record is from RefSeq and is a predicted model, not a curated record. Gene Ontology annotation, molecular function: iron ion binding; monooxygenase activity; heme binding. Bases 1 to 1665 code for a protein of 554 amino acids. The transcript has a single exon. NCBI's taxonomy places the organism in Eukaryota, Fungi, Ascomycota, Sordariomycetes, Ophiostomatales, Ophiostomataceae.